This is a messenger RNA of Apaloderma vittatum (bar-tailed trogon), 1397 nucleotides long. RefSeq names its product tetraspanin 3 (gene TSPAN3). The annotation marks the transcript as partial. The transcript is spliced from 6 exons. The record is from RefSeq and is a predicted model, not a curated record. Lineage: Eukaryota; Metazoa; Chordata; Aves; Trogoniformes; Trogonidae. Gene Ontology annotation, biological process: protein localization to plasma membrane; protein maturation; regulation of vascular endothelial growth factor signaling pathway. Gene Ontology annotation, cellular component: membrane.
GCAGCAGCAGGCAUACUGUGCUACGUGGGAGCCUAUGUGUUCAUCACAUAUGAUGACUAUGAUCACUUCUUCGAAGAUGUCUACACGCUAAUUCCAGCAGUUAUUAUCAUAGCUGUGGGAACACUUCUUUUUAUCAUUGGACUUAUUGGGUGCUGUGCCACAAUUCGAGAAAGUCGCUGUGGACUUGCUACAUUUGUGAUCAUCCUGCUCUUGGUUUUUAUCACUGAAGUUGUUGUCGUGGUUCUUGGAUACAUCUACAGAGCAAAGGUGGAAGAUGAAGUUGAUCACAGCAUUCAGAAAGUAUACAAUGGAUACAAUGGGACAAAUCCUGAUGCAGCCAGUCGUGCUAUUGACUAUGUGCAGAGGCAGCUGCGCUGCUGUGGGAUCCAUAACUAUACAGACUGGGAGAAUACUGUCUGGUUCAAACAAACUAAAAACAACAGCGUGCCGCUUAGCUGUUGCAAAGCAGCCCUCAGCAAUUGUACUGGCAGUUUGACUCGCCCAAUGGACCUUUAUUCUGAGGGGUGUGAGGCUCUGGUUGUAAAGAAGCUUCAAGAAAUCAUGAUGUAUGUCAUCUGGGCAGCACUAGCGUUUGCUGCUAUUCAGCUUCUGGGCAUGUUGUGUGCCUGUAUAGUACUAUGUAGGAGGAGUCGGGAUCCUGCCUACGAACUUCUCAUCACUGGCGGAACCUACGCCUAGAAGAGAACGCGAACGCGCAGUUCAAUCUUGUCUCACUUAUGUGGAAGGUGAAUGGGCCGGGUCUCCUGCGCUCCCUUUCUCGCCCUAUGCUUAGUCAGAGCACACCUUUCACAGAUGCGGACAGCCGUGCUGUACACUGGUGAUGGGCAAAACAACUCAGCUUUACACACACCCAUAUUAUUACCCGUGACUUUCACUGUUUUAGCCAGCUAUUCAUGUAUCUAAAUGUUUUAGUAUACUAGUAAACUUUCUAAUUUCAGAACCAUUUGCAAGGUAAGAGUGAUUUGGUUGAUACGGAAGUCAAAGGAUGCGUGCCUACUGUGGUAGAUUACCUCUAAGCAUUAACUGGCUGAUUCUUGCAUAUAGGAAGAGGAUUUCUGAAACCUUCACUACAUGGAACUCUCCUGGCCAAAGUUGUACAAAGGAAGCCAGCUGUAUUUCGUUUGAGGGGAAAAAAAAAUUUUAAUCUUGCCCCUCACCAGUGUGACUUUGUAAAAACACAUAAGUGAAGUCCAGUACACUUUAUAUAUAAAAUUGUAAAAAAAAAAACAAAAAAACCUAACAACAUUUUAGGGUUGUGUGACUGCAGUUUUGGCCUUCAGAGAUCAAAUCUUUCAAGCAUUAGUCGUUUAAAAUACAAGCUGGCUUUUCAGGAGUAUAAUGUAUGCACUACUGUUCUAUAAUGAAAUAUUUCAUUU